Rotaria sordida is the source of this 336-nucleotide messenger RNA. Lineage: Eukaryota; Metazoa; Rotifera; Eurotatoria; Philodinida; Philodinidae. The record is from the annotation of a GenBank genome assembly.
AUGAAACUCAUAUACAAUAAAAGUUUUCUCUUAUUCGUCAUUAUUAUCAUUGGCAGUCAACUAUUAUAUGUUUGUACUGAACCUUCUACAAUACAAUCGAAUAAAAAUUCUCUGGAUUUAAACAAACAAUAUCAUCUUAAUAAAAAAGAAUCAUCAACAUCAAAUGAAAAUAAAAAUUCAAAUGAUGAUGACAAUAAUGAAAAUAAUGAUGAUCAUUUACUAUUAAUUAACAAACGGUAUCGUUUUGAUAAGCGUUAUCGUUUUGACAAAAAACAUUUGGAUAUGGAUAGAAUUAACAAACGAUAUCGUUUUGAUAAACGUUAUCGAUUUGAUUAA